GGUGCUACCAGACCACUCUCACCAGCACCCAUGACCUCAGCAGGGCUGGGGCCAGCAUGGAGACCACUGGCUGUUCUCACAAAGUGAGGAGCAGGAGACCCUGUCUGAGGAACAUGCUUGGGGUUCGGAGCCUGGGCUAGACUGGGAUGCAGGUUGAGCAGGAAGUGGAUGGCAAGAUUAGAGCAACAUCUCUCUUUCCCCACUCAGGGAGGAGGGAAUGGCCACAGGCACUGACACUCAAGAAGGGCCAGGCACAGUUCCAAGCCCUUCACAACAACCCCUAGGGUCUACAUGACUUCUAUCCCAAUUGUUCAGUGAAGAAACUGAGGCACAGUGAGGCUGAAGAACCCUACCAGUCCACACCGCUGGUGCAUAACCGAGCUGGCCAAGACUCGGCAGUCUGGCGUGCAGGCCCACGCUCUCAGCCCUGCCUCUGCAUGCCUCUUACAUCCCACACAUGUGAUGCUGUGCGUCAGAAGCAAGGAGAUGGCCCUGCUGGCCUGAUCAUCAACACCAGGGCCGGGUCUCGAAGUCCUCAGCGCACCAUCCUCCUCCGCCUGUAUGUCCUGAGUCCCGGAGCCCCAGCAGCUCUGCUCGGCAGAUGAGCCUCUGGCCCUGCUGCUCGCUUCCUGAGGGCUGUCAGUGGGGGGCCGGAUGAGGGCUGAGGACAGGGUGGGUGCUCGUGGGAGGGGAGAGCACAAAGGACCUGUGACCACAGCUGGGGGCGGGGCAGGAAGUAGAAGUGAUCUGAGUGGUGGCUGGUGCAAGGAGCCACAGUGGGCUGUCUGGGGGGCUGAUGCCACCAUUCCAGGAGCCUCGGCGAAGAGAGGACAUCCGCCUGUGUAGCCGCUUCUCCAUACGGGGCUCCAGCUCCAUGGCGGCCUGCCUGCUCCUCCUGGGCAUCCUUCUCCUGCUGCUGCCCCUGCCGGUCCCUGCUCCCUGCCACACAGCCACACGCUCAGAGUGCAAGCGCAGCCACAAGUUUGUGCCUGGUGCAUGGCUGGCCGGGGAGGGUGUGGACGUGACCAGCCUCCGCCGCUCGGGCUCCUUCCCAGUAGACACACAAAGGUUCCUGCGGCCCGACGGCACCUGCACCCUCUGUGAAAAUGCCCUACAGGAGGGCACCCUCCAGCGCCUGCCCCUGGCACUCACCAACUGGCGGGCCCAGGGCUCUGGCUGCCAGCGCCAUGUAACCAGGGCCAAAGUUAGCUCCACUGAAGCUGUGGCCCGGGAUGCGGCUCGUAGCAUCCGCAACGACUGGAAGGUCGGGCUGGAUGUGACUCCCCAGCCCACCGGCAACGUGCAUGUGUCUGUGGCUGGCUCACACUCACAGGCAGCCAACUUCGCAGCCCAGAAGACCCACCAGGACCAGUACAGCUUCAGCACUGACACAGUGGAGUGCCGCUUCUACAGUUUCCACGUGGUACACACUCCCCCACUGCACCCUGACUUCAAGAGGGCCCUCGGGGACCUGCCCCUCCACUUCAACGCCUCCACCCAGCCCGCCUACCUCAGGCUCAUCUCCAACUACGGCACCCACUUCAUCCGGGCUGUGGAGCUGGGCGGCCGCAUCUCGGCCCUCACUGCCCUGCGCACCUGUGAACUGGCCCUGGAAGGGCUCACGGACGACGAGGUGGAUGACUGCCUGACCGUCGAGGCCCAGGUCAACAUAGGCGCCCGCGGCAGCUCCUCUGCCGAAGCCAAAGCCUGUGAGGAGAAGAAGAAGAAGCACAAGAUGACGGCCUCCUUCCACCAAACCUACCGGGAGCGCCAUUCGGAAGUGGUUGGCGGCCAUCACACCUCCAUUAACGACCUGCUGUUCGGGAGCCAGGCCGGGCCCGAGCAGUACUCAGCCUGGGUGAACUCGCUGCUCGGCAGCCCUGGCCUGGUGGACUACAGCCUGGAACCCCUGCAUGUGCUGCUGGACAGCCAGGACCCGCGGCGGGAGGCACUGAGGAGGGCCCUGAGUCAGUACCUGACAGACAGGGCUCGCUGGAGGGACUGCAGCCGGCCGUGCCCGCCAGGGCGGCAGAAGAGCCCCCGAGACCCGUGCCAGUGUGUGUGCCAUGGCUCAGCGGUCACCACCCAGGACUGCUGCCCUCGGCAGAGGGGCCUGGCCCAGCUGGAGGUGACCUUCAUCCAAGCGUGGGGCCUGUGGGGGGACUGGUUCACUGCCACGGAUGCCUAUGUGAAGGUGUUCUUUGGUGGCCAGGAGCUCAGGACCAAAACUGAGUGGAACAAUAACAACCCCGUCUGGUCAAUGCGGCUGGAUUUUGGGGAUGUGCUCCUGGCCACAGGGGGGCCCCUGAGGUUGCAGGUCUGGGAUCAGGACUCUGGCUGGGACGAUGACCUCCUUGGCACCUGUGAUCAGGCUCCCAAGUCUGGUUCCCAUGAGGGGAGAUGCAACCUGAAACAUGGCCACCUGAAAUUCCGCUAUCAUGCCAGGUGCUUGCCCCACCUGGGAGGAGGCACCUGCCUGGACUACAUCCCCCAAAUGCUUCUGGGGGAGCCUCCAGGAAACCGGAGCGGGGCCGUGUGGUGAGAACAGUGAGCUUGGAGAGGACUAGUGUGCUUGGACUGUAGGGGUUCUCACAGUGGGAGCCAGGGCUGUCUUCGUAUUCCCAUUAGACCAAGCUUGUCCAACCCGAGGCCCGCAUGUGGCCCGGGAUGGCUUUGAAUGCAGCCCAACACAAAUUCGCAAACUUUCUUAAAACAUUGUGAGAUUUUUUUUUUUUUGCCUUUUUUUUUUUUUUUUUUUUUUUUUUAGCUCAUCAGCUAUGGUUAGUGUUAGUGUAUUUUAUGUGUGGCCCAACACAAUUCUUCCAAUGUGGCCCAGAGAAGCCAAAAGAUUGGACACCCAUCAGAUAGAUGGAAAAGGGAGACUCAGACUAUUUUUCAGGGAGGUGGCUGGGUGUACACGCCAACCCCGAUUCACCCUGUCCAAACUGCCUAAGCCCUCCGUCAUUCUCGAGCCCUGCAGUCACAGCUACACAAAUCACAGCUUCAGCCAGGAGCUGGGCAGAAAGGCCAAGCUCCCACCAAGCUGCCCAGGACUGGUCUUUUAGGACCCUUCCCUUGAGCCCUCUGUGGUGUGGCAAAGCCACUUCAUUGCUUUAACUGGAGUCCCAUCAGCUCCAGCUGCUCUGUCUUCCUUGCCCACAAUGCUUUGCCCCUCAGACAAAUGGAGGCCUGUCCUGACCUGUCUCACCAUGUACAUAGCUUGAUGAAGGGCCAAUAAAUAUGAUGUUCUGGUGAUCAUCAUGGCAGUGUUGUGGCAGAGGAAAAUAUGGGAACAAACAAACUCCAGAGAUUAACUUCUACAUUAGCAACCCAGUGAAAACAGGCAGGCAGGUAACGUAUAUAAACUGCUUUCCCACUUCUGUCAGAAACGUGGGGACCCAAAAUAUUUUACCUUCCUCAUAAUUCUCUGACUCAAGAAAGCAGCAGCAUAAACGUGGUGAUAAAUGGCAACAGGCAUUCCGCUCCCAGCUGGAAGACAAUAGGGCAUGGUGAGGACUGUGGUAAACUGAAGAGUGUGCAUCUUAUGUGCGGGGGGAGGGGCUGCAGUGCUGCUCCAGCCAAACAUUUCAUGCAGGAACGUGAGCCCGGUACUGCCAGGUCUUCUACUUUUUAAAAGUCAAACCACAAUUUGACUUCUAACUGUGGCAGUUAACUUCACUUUGUGAAAAUAAACCUUUGUGGGCAAACAUGGUACAAGCUAAA
Molecule: messenger RNA, 3723 nt
Organism: Piliocolobus tephrosceles (Ugandan red Colobus)
Lineage: Eukaryota; Metazoa; Chordata; Mammalia; Primates; Cercopithecidae
Gene: PRF1
Product: perforin 1
Exons: 3
Coding region: 797-2542 (581 amino acids)
Biological process (GO): immunological synapse formation; T cell mediated cytotoxicity; defense response to virus
Cellular component (GO): membrane
Molecular function (GO): wide pore channel activity; calcium ion binding; pore-forming activity
Source: RefSeq, a predicted model, not a curated record